AUGGAUGUUUGGAUUCUUCUUAAACGAUGGAUUUCGGUGGAUCGCAAAAGGCGUAUGCCAUAUUACCGCCGACUAUUGAAAUCUGUUCGUUAUAAUUUGCUCAAUGAUCAACAGAAGGAUGAAAUUAAAAAAGAUCUGUUACGUUUUAAAAUUAACAUAAUCGAUGAUCAAAGUGCUAUAUGGUCAAUGAAUAGCGAACCACGAAUUCAACGUGAUAUAUUAUUAGCAAUUGGUGGAUGGGAAAAAGGUGGACCAACAAAUAUUGUUGAAGUAUUUGAUGUUAAUAGUAAUAAAUGGCAACGUGUGAAAACAUUUGAGGAUGAUCGCCGAGUAGCUUAUCAUGAAUGUAUCGUUAUUAAUGAUAAAUUAUACAUUAUUGGUGGUUUCGAAGGAUCACAAUAUUUCAACACUGUACGUUGUUAUGAUAGUAAAACAAAACAAUGGUGUGAAUUAGCUCCAAUGCAUUAUGCAAGAUGCUAUAUAUCAGCAUGUGAAAUUAAUGGUACAAUUAUUGUUGCUGGAGGUUCAGAUGGUAGAUUAAGACUUCGAACUGCUGAAAUAUAUGAUGCUAGCAAAAAUCAAUGGACCAGAAUUCGAAGUAUGAUACAACGACGAUCAGAUGCAGCAGCAUGUGCUAUGGGUGGUAAAAUGUAUGUUGCAGGAGGAUACACCGGUGAAAUAGUAUUACAAACGGUUGAAAUGUAUAUACCGGAAAUGGAUAUUUGGACAGAAAUUGCACACAUGAAUUCACCAAGAUCCGGCCUGGCAUGUGCAGCGAAUGACGAUUUCAUGCUAAUCGCUGGUGGUUUCGAUGGUACAAGUCGUUUAAAUAGCGCAGAAAUCCUACGAAUUGGAAGUGCGCAUACUGUAAAUGUUGAGCCAAUGCCAAUAGCAAGAUCAAAUUUUGCAAUGUGUAGAAUGGGAAAAUAUUUCUAUGCAAUUGGUGGUUAUAAUACAAUGGUAACUAAAACGGUGGUACGUUUUGAUGGUAAGAAAUGGGAAAAAAUUUGUGAUGUAACACUUGCACGUAGCGCUUUACGUGUGGUACUUCUUAAAGCUUGGCCUGAUCCAAUUCAGUUACUCUGUGAUAAAAGUAUAGAACGAAGAGAUGCGGAUAAUUCAUUAUGUAAUUCGGAAUUUUCUGCAUCACAAGAAAAUAAUAUUUCUGAAAUGAUUGUAACAAGUAAUGAUUCAGAUUAA
This is a messenger RNA of Cercopithifilaria johnstoni, 1200 nucleotides long. The record is from the annotation of a GenBank genome assembly. Lineage: Eukaryota; Metazoa; Nematoda; Chromadorea; Rhabditida; Onchocercidae.